UCCUCCUCCGAAGAGAUCGUCUCCGUGACCUCCAUGAAGAUAUUUUUUUCCUACAAUUGUGUGGCUACCGCGGAGUUAAAUUCGACGUCGAAAUCAUGGUGGGACGGCAAUCGCAUUCCUGAGUUGAGUGACGAUUAACAACUGUCAAAGUCCGUCGGGUUUUUGUUCGUGGAUACUUGGAUUUUCGUAGCGUAUUUCGGCGAUGGAAUUGCAGCAGCUGAGCUCCUUGGGAGCGACUUCGUGUGCCCGAUCGUUGUGGAGCAACGGUGCUCAAGCCGCGCCAGGCUUGAACGGUACGAGGGCGUCGCAGCGAGUGUUGAGGGUCAUUGCUGAAGUGGAGGAGCAAGCUGCUACUUCUGACAAGCCGACCAGGAGUAAAGGAUGGUUUUACGAUAAGUUCGUCGCGGAACAGACGAUGGAGGCGAAAUUGUCCAAGUUUCAAAACGACGUUAAGGCGAGAAAUGGCUAUGUAGGAUCCUGGUUUGAAGAUUCAUUUAAGUAUACAGCGUGGGUUCAGGUGCACAGAGUGCUGACGGAGAGGGGUCUUCAGGACGUGGAUUGCCAGGAAGCUUAUAACCGCAUCAAGUCUGCGAAGGCUAUUGCCAUAGACGUUCGAGAAGCUGACGAUUAUGCGAAUGCGCACGCCGAAGGUGCAAAAUCCGCGCCUCUUUUUAGACUGAUUCAGGGGAAUGACAUGAAGUCCAAUAUGCGUCGGCUUGGGUAUGCAUUGCUUACUGAUUUCAAGGGCACAGAGAGGAAUCCGGACUUCGUCGCGGCCGCCACUGAGGCCGUGGGAGGCGAUAAGACGAAGCAGGUGAUUGUGUACUGUUCUAUCGGCGGUACUUUGCAGACCUUCGUAGAGCGCAAGGGUCCGAAAGCCAAGAAGUAUAAUGAUCCGGAGAGGCUUUUCGGGCGCCAGUCCCGGUCUCUCAAAGCCAUUUACGAGCUGCAGGAGGCUGGUUUCACAAAUGUCGUGCACAUGAAGGAAGGCUUGAAUCAGUGGAGGCAUUUGGAUCUCCCUCUUGAAGCUAUGGAAUAAUUCCUAAACCAACGCAGAUUUGCAGAACAGUUGUGUGAGAGGUUGUUGACAGACUUCUCCAACAGUACCGUAAGCUGUGUCGGAAGGAGGUGAGUAUCAUGUAGCCUAAGAUCAGUGCCAGGAAUUUUUUUUAUUCGCGAUUUGUCGUCGAAAUUGACGACAUGACAUGAUUCCCCGUUUGGCUCUCGUAAAUAUGGAGCAACAUGUAUUCUAGUCAAGUGCUUCAGUGGCAGAUGAAGAUUAGGUGUUAGAUUGGCUUGGAUUCAGUAAGGAGUUUGGCAGACAAAUUGUCAACGUAUUACGAGCCUGUCUUCGUAUUGUACAUCUGCAGAUUGCAAAUUGGAUUGCAAAAUUUUGGACAAUUGUGUGCAUCGCAUUGAUUGCAACAACACGCCCAGCAUUCUUCAAUUCAA
Messenger RNA from Physcomitrium patens, 1452 nucleotides. NCBI's taxonomy places the organism in Eukaryota, Viridiplantae, Streptophyta, Bryopsida, Funariales, Funariaceae. The record is from RefSeq and is a predicted model, not a curated record.